This is a messenger RNA of Symbiodinium natans, 1113 nucleotides long. The record is from the annotation of a GenBank genome assembly. Lineage: Eukaryota; Dinophyceae; Suessiales; Symbiodiniaceae.
AUGACUUCCGCUGCUGGGAUCCUCGAGGGCGACGGUCAAGAAGCCUUCGACAGAGAGUCCUUGACCCAGCAACAAGAUGCACUGGACCGAGCUUUGCAAAAGGUGGCGGGAUAUGCGGAAGCGCGACAGGCAUUUGGAGUGCGGCAGUCCUACUACGAAGCCAAAGACAUCUUCACAAGUUGGACUGUGUCUCGGGUGGGUGCGAAAGCAGAGGCUGCGAAAGCAGAGGCGCCCGCUGAAGGCAAGAAGCCGGGGGAGAAAGGCAGCGGCAAGAAAGAGGAGAAAAAGGAAGGUGCGCAGAUCUGGAUUGGCAACCUCGCGGAGAAGAUCGCCACAGAGGAGGAGAUCCGAAAACACUUCGGAGGCUUCGGCCAAAUCACGGAUGUCAAGUUCAAGAUGAACAAGAAGAGGAACGGCGACCUGAAGCUCUUCUAUGCCUUUGCGACCUACGGCUCGGCAGACCAGGCAAAGGCAGCCGUUGAAGCCAUGAACGGCCAGGUGAUCAGCGAGGGCACAGAGCCUCUACAGGUAUCUUUCGCAGAUCGCCAGCUCAUGGAGGGCGGAAAGGGCAAGGAGGGCAAAGGGAAAGGGAAGGAAGCCAAAGGAGGCGGCAAGGGCACCACCAAGGGCAAAGGAAAGGGGAAGGACAAGUCUGGCCAGACGAACCCAUACUACCCAUACACUCCAGAGCAAGUUCAGUACGCCUGGGCAAUGCACGCGCAAUACUACCAGCAGCUCGAGGCGCACGCUCUUCAGGCUCAGGCCUACUACAGCGGAUUCACUGGCCAGGUCAUUCCAAGCCAGGCAGCCAUCUCUGCUGCUUCCCAGAGCGCUGGCACGUCGACUGCGAAGACGCCGGCAGCACCUCCUUCGAAGCCGCCUCCACCCCCGGACAAAGAGUUCACUGGGCAAGUGAAGUCCAUCAGCGCCAAGAACGGCUACGGAUUCAUCAUCUGUGACGAGACAAAGAAGCUUUACGGCCGCGACGUCUUCGUGGAGCAGAAGGUUCUGCCGGAGGGUGUCGAAGUCCAAUCGAAGGUGACGUUCACCAUCGAGCUGAGUGAGAAGGGACAUCCGAGGGCUACCAAAGUGAACCUGGUUGCUGGGGCGUGA